Hylaeus anthracinus is the source of this 1277-nucleotide messenger RNA. RefSeq lists its product as uncharacterized. NCBI's taxonomy places the organism in Eukaryota, Metazoa, Arthropoda, Insecta, Hymenoptera, Colletidae. The coding region runs from base 485 to 1105 and encodes 206 amino acids. The transcript is spliced from 5 exons. Gene Ontology annotation, cellular component: mitochondrion. Gene Ontology annotation, biological process: apoptotic process. The record is from RefSeq and is a predicted model, not a curated record.
GUAUACCUUUGAUUUAAUGAAAAUUAAUUAUACAUUACUUUUACUUUCAAUUUUUUUCAAUGCAUUAUUUAGAAUUUUGAUAUUUCGGUUUAUACGAAUUUCAGGAUAUCUCCAAAUGAUCACUGUGUAAAUAAAUUAUUUACAAUGAUUGCAAUAAAUUUAAAGAACAUAUUUUAUAUUCGUAUAAAUUAUUAAUAUCUUUAAAAUUGAAUAUAUACGAUGCAUAUUCAGUUAUGUAUGUACAUAUUUUGAAUUUUUCAAAGUAAUUCUAUAUCGUGCAACCAGAUAGCUCUGGUGUCGUAGUUAAGUCAAGGGGAUGAGUAAAACAUCAUACAUUUUGUAAACAAAUACAAAACCAUUUAUUUCACCGAAACUUCCGCAUUAUUUUAUUUAAUUUUUAAAUGUACGAAAAUAAUACGUACUACGAUUGCUAAUGUGUGAAUCAGAACUUACUUUCUGACUUCAAUGACAUUUGUUAUAAAUCAUGUUUCUGUGUCAAGCUUUUCGAACACUGUUGAAGAGAGUUGGUCCUGUUAUGUAUGCUACAAGUUUUGUGUUUAACAAUCACUCUGAAAGUAAGAAACCUAUGGCUGAUGAUAAAUUAAAUCUUGAACCUCCUGAUAUUAAAAAAUUAACUAUUGAAUAUAUGAUAGAACAAUCCACGAUAGAUUCUAUAAAUAAUGCAAGUCAAACAUUAACUAUUACAUAUAUGGCAGUAAUGAGAACAAGUACCGAGUAUAAAAAUUUGUUAGGUUUAUUGAUUUCUCUCUUGAGGGAUUCUUUGGAAUUUAAUUGUACCGAUGAACAUUGGGACUCGAUAAUUGAAAUAAGAUCGCAAGUACAGAGUAAAAAGGAAAAAUUAAAUAAAUUAACAGGUUACAUUCAAUAUGUACAAAAUCUGGCAGUAGCAGUUUCAGAUCUAUGUUAUUUAUCAGGAAUGGACAAUUUGUCAUUCAGUCUUUCUCAACAUCUCGACGAUGUAUUAAAACGUAUAAAAACAGAAGUUGAUCUUAUUGCAAUACUCGAAGAAGAAUAUUGUGAUAUACAAGAACAAUGCAUUAGAAAUUGUGAGUACAUUAUAAUCAUUAGAUUUAAAGCAAAUUAAAUUUUAUAGAUGAUCUGGUUUGUGAUAACCUUUUGUUCUGUUUUAACAUUUCAGCAAAUAAAACAAAUAGUAAUGAAUCCUCUGAUUAAUGUGAACAGACGUAUCUGUGUGUUCAUUGUUUGAAAGAUAUUUAUAUCUGUUUAUAUAAUAAAUAUUUGAUAUCGAAAAUAGA